This is a messenger RNA of Papilio machaon (common yellow swallowtail), 2496 nucleotides long. RefSeq lists its product as uncharacterized. Gene Ontology annotation, biological process: proteolysis. The record is from RefSeq and is a predicted model, not a curated record. NCBI's taxonomy places the organism in Eukaryota, Metazoa, Arthropoda, Insecta, Lepidoptera, Papilionidae. The transcript is spliced from 9 exons. Gene Ontology annotation, molecular function: serine-type endopeptidase activity. Bases 236 to 2413 code for a protein of 725 amino acids.
GACCGCAAACUGUCGUCACACGAAGUAGCUGAAAUAGCGUACGCCGAUCGCAAAUCAACUAAAUUGUAGCAGAAUAAUAGAAAAGUUAACAGCGCGCGAAAUCAUUGAAAAUAACCCGAUAAUUGUUGCACUCGUUGCACUUGCCGCAACAUCCUGCCCUUUAACUUUUGCCCCAGUAAAUAUAUGAGCCACGCGCAUUUCCAGAGUCAACUAGCACAAAACACGACGUUUCAUAAUGUUGACUAAACUAUUCAUUUUCUAUUUUACGUUUAAAGUGAUCGUAGCUCAGAUAAAUGGCGAAUUCUGGUGGUUAAAUGAUAAAUUGUUGAAAUUGUAUAAAGUAGAGCCGCCGCAACCUAAAUUUGAAGAUAUCGGAGAAUUCGAUACAGAUGAAAGUGCUAAAAUUGUGUUUAGAGAUAACCAGUUUGACGCUACACAAAAAGAUGAAACAUUUAGUGAUACAACUACAGUAAAAACGAAAGAUAUUGAAGCAAUUAUUCAUUUCAAGGAUCACAGUAAAUUGUUAAACCCAAUUGAAGUCGCAAACAAAACAGAAGCUUUUGAAACUCAGAAUAGAAUUGACACAGUUGGUGAACUUAAAAAAGACGACAAUAAUUAUAAGGAAGAUAUUUUUAAUUUUGUAUUCCCAGAUGAUGUGGCAUCUUUUAAGAGUGACAAAAAUAAAAACAAUACAAAUAAUGUACACGCUUAUAGAUCAGAAAGUUUUGUCAAUAAUGUUAACAAAAGUGAAACGUUAAAUAAUAGAAUAUUUAAUAGUACAGAAGAAGACGCGUCAUUGGCGGAAAAUAUAUGCACUUAUAUGAAAAAAUCUGAUUGUAGUCGAUGCAAUGGAUUUCCAUAUAUACCAGAAAAUCAAUUGAGUCAUUUAAAAUCUGCAAUCAACAUUCAAAAUGUUUGUUGCAUACUUCCAUUAACCAAAACAACACCAUCAAAAAUAAGGUUCCCCAGUAGUGACUAUUAUAAUAGAAUAAAACGUUCCAAUAAUGACGAUAAUAUAAGUCCAGUUCUAAAACAACGGAAAAAUCUUAUGGAAAGGAAAUAUGGAACACAAACAACUGCAUCUACAAUAGCACAGAAAAUUGUAACACCGGACGAAGAAUAUAUCGAUCCAUAUUUGAAUAUAAAAAAUACUAAUUUUAAAGAAAAAGUUAAUGAUUUCAAAAGCUCUCAAGAAGAUAACAACAAUGAUUACAUUUACAAUGAUUACUAUGCGGCAGAAUUACCUAAGCCAAGUUUAGUGGGACUGUAUUCAGACCAUAGUCCUCCAAAUUGGUCUUUUGUACAUCCAAACAAAGAGUAUUCUUAUAAUAAUGAUGAUAGUGUUGAAGAAGAAAUUCCAUCAUUUGGAUAUUCAACUAUUGAUCCUAGACAAGCAGGUUCUUCAUCGAUCGCUCCAAACUUUAAACCUAGACUUUUAAAACUUUCCUCUGCCUCAGACAGAAUGUUUAAUUCAGAAAGAUAUUCAGUUAGUUAUCAUUCAAAUCCUGAUUUUCAAGUUCUGCAAGGAUUUAAAUUGUUGAAUUUAAAGAAUAGAGUACAACCUCCUGUACGUACUUUAAGAAGACCUACAACUGCAGAAAGUCUUACAGAUAGUGGCGAGAAAAUGUUCCAAUCAGAAUCCAGUGUAGACGAGGAUUACGACGACUAUGCAGACGUUACAGAGACAUUUUACAAGAAUUGCGGAAGGACAAAAGAAGACAAUGAUCACAUUUAUGACUGUGAUAGUACACUGGGCGACUCACCAAGAGGGGCACAUCCCUGGCUCCUGCUCGUCACACUCAGCAAACGUCGGCAAAGCAUACUCUGCUAUGCGACGCUGAUACAUCCGCGCGCGGCCGUCACCACCGCUGACUGUACUUAUGAAAUGAAAAGUGAAAUUACUAUAGUAGCCGGAGCGUGGGAUCUGAAGGAGGAAAAACGUGGACACUUGCAGUACCGCAAGCCGUCAGUCCGCGCGCAUCAGCAAUAUACACCAGGAAAACUAGCCUACAAUAUUGCAUUACUCUACUGGAGAUAUCCACUACGAUUGGAUUUCUAUGUGCAACCGGCGUGCUUGUCAGAUAACACCGGUAACGACUGCAUCUUCGUUGGUUGGGGCGGGUACGAUCAAGGUGUAAGAGAGCGUCCACGUUGGCAACGAGCAUCUAUUUUGUCUUCUGAAAAUUGUGCUGAAAAUAUGUCAAAUGAACAUGAAUUUGAUCUUUCAAUAGAUACAUUUUGUGCUUCCGUUGAUUCCAAGACCACUGUUACGGGGCCCGGUGGACCUUUGAUGUGUAAAACGAACGAUGUAUUCUACGUAGCGGGCUUGUCUGUGUGGCGUAAUCACGUUGUAGUACUGAUGCGGCCGCGGGAAUGGACAAUACGCGCUAUGGCAGCUUUGGGAAUUAACUGAACAAUAAAGGUGGCGGGUUCACGCGAUCACGAGCGGCUCGUCGUCCGAGAACCCUUGUAUAGGAGGCACGUCGUCGUCGUCUG